Molecule: messenger RNA, 1809 nt
Organism: Amborella trichopoda
Lineage: Eukaryota; Viridiplantae; Streptophyta; Magnoliopsida; Amborellales; Amborellaceae
Gene: MST1
Product: mercaptopyruvate sulfurtransferase 1
Cellular component (GO): mitochondrion
Molecular function (GO): thiosulfate-cyanide sulfurtransferase activity
Source: RefSeq, a predicted model, not a curated record
GGUAACGCUAACAAGGGCUUAAGAUGGAUGGGGCCAUGGGGGCUCUUGUUCAUAAACCCCACUUCAAGUGGUUGCUUCUCCAUUCCCCCCUGCUGCUUCAACCAUGGUGGAAAUGAAUCCCUCCCAUUCCAAUCCUCACAAUAUUGUGUUAUAAAACCUUCCAAAUCUUCAUCUUCUUCUCUGUCAAUCAUUUCCUCUCUCUAGAUAUUGCUAUAAAAGCUUCAUAUUAUUCUUCUUCCUCUUCAAUCACUCUCUCUCUAGACAUAGAUGGCCGGUUCCUUAUUGACCAGAGCGUUUGGCGGAUUCCGAUCAAUCCGACCAGCAAUUCUUCACACACACAACCCACAAUUAUAUUCUUCCUUCCUUAAGAGGAAAUCUAUUGAUAAUCUUGUGAAACCGUCCUCCUUGGUAUCAUCAGCACCUCGUUUUGUUUGUUAUAUCAGUGCUGCUUUGACUCAUAAGGGAGCAAGAGCCACCUUUUCAACCCAAUCCAUGGCAACAAAUGAGCCUGUUGUUUCAGUUGAUUGGCUCCAUGAAAAUCUUAGGGAGCCCAAUGUUAAGGUAUUGGAUGCUUCUUGGUAUAUGCCUGAUGAGCAGCGUAACCCCCUUCAAGAGUACCAGGUGGCUCAUAUUCCUGGAGCUCUUUUUUUUGAUGUGGAUGGGAUAUCAGAUCGAACCUCUAACUUGCCACACAUGCUUCCUUCUGAAGAAGCCUUUGCUGCUGCCGUUUCUGCUCUUGGCAUACACAAUAAAGAUGGGUUGGUUGUUUAUGAUGGCAAGGGCAUAUUCAGUGCUGCUCGUGUAUGGUGGAUGUUUAGAGUGUUUGGACAUGAUAAAGUUUGGGUGCUUGAUGGAGGUUUGCCACGUUGGCGUGCUUCAGGAUAUGAUGUAGAAUCGAGUGCCUCUGGAGAUGCAAUUUUGAAAGCAAGCGCUGCUAGUGAAGCAAUAGAAAAAGUUUAUCAAGGACAAGUGGUUGGCCUGAGUACAUUCGUCACAAAUUUCCAGCCACAUCUAGUUUGGACUUUGGAACAGGUUCAAAAAAACAUCGAAGAGAAAUCUUACCAACAUAUUGAUGCAAGGUCAAAGGCCAGAUUUGAUGGCAUGGUUCCAGAGCCUCGAAAAGGAAUACGAAGCGGUCAUGUACCAGGCAGCAAAUGUAUUCCUUUUGGCCAGGUACUAGAUAAUUCGCAGACACUCCUACCUCCAAAUGAACUUGCAAAAAUAUUUGAGCAAGAAGGCAUUUCUUUGGAUCGCCCCGUUGUCAGCUCAUGUGGAACUGGUGUAACUGCAUGUUUACUUGCAUUAGGUCUGCAUCGACUUGGGAAGACUGACGUUCCAGUCUAUGAUGGAUCUUGGACAGAAUGGGGUGGUCAAUCUGAUACUCCAGUCUCCAAUGCUUGAUUUCUUUAUCAAUGAGAAUUCUAGGGGAAAGGCAUGGUUUGGGUGAUAACAUACAGUGAGAGAAGAGGCGGAAAUGGAUCUUGGAAUCACUUGUUUCAUGAAGCUUUUCUUUGAGUUCUAUGGAGCGGGUUUCACACUUGUUGAAUAUCCUGUUCAGUCCCUGCCAACCUACCGUCUAGAGAGAGGAGGGGUUUGGGUUGGAAGAAGAAUUGAAUUUCAAUGGGUUCUAUAGGCAAUCUGUUUGUGAUGAACCAGGCCGUGGGUUUCUGAUAAUCUUGAGUGAUUUGUUAAUAUGGAAAAUUUUGGAGAAAUAUUAACUCCGAUUGCGAUGAACAUUGGUGAACCUGAACAUGAUUUUGAAUUGUCUACUAUAUUUGACGUUUUAUAAUAAUCAUUAUGAUUCGCUCA